CGCGGGCCCGUUACUGCGGACGCCCCGCGGCCCGCGCCCAACGCCUGGGGGUAGCGCGGGAGCGGCGGGGAGACGGGAGCGGCCGCGCCGCGGCGAGGAAGGCCCGGAGUUACUAUUGAGUAAGCGUUUAAGCCCCCAGUUCUGAGCCAUGGCCUCUGCAGUCCUCAGCUCUGUGCUCACAACUGCCUCUCGCUUUGCCCUGCUACAAGUGGACAGCGGCAGUGGCUCUGAUUCCGAGCCUGGGAAAGGCAAAGGCCGGAGUAAUGGGAAGUCUCAAACUCUGGGAAACAAAGCAACCUCAAAUGAGAAGAAACGGGAGAAGAGAAGAAAAAAGAAGGAACAGCAACAGAGUGAAGCAAACGAGCUCAGGAAUCUUGCUUUCAAGAAAAUUCCCCAGAAAUCCUCCCAUUCCAUUUGCAAUGUUCAACAUGAGCUUUCAUCGCCAAACCCAGCACAGAAGGAGUCACGGGAAGAAAACUGGCAAGAGUGGAGACAGAGAGAUGAACAGCUGACCUCUGAAAUGUUUGAAGCUGACCUUGAGAAGGCGUUGCUGCUGAGUAAGCUGGAGUAUGAAGAGCACAAACAGGAUUAUGAAAAUGCUGAGACUGCUUCAACUCAGACAAAAGGUAUAAAUAAAAAAGAUAAAAGGAAGAACCACCAGGGCAAGGACAAACCUGUCACAGUGUCACUCAAAGACUUCCAGUGUGAAGAUCAUAUUAGUAAAAAGGCAGAGGAAUCGAAUUCUGCUCAGACUUUAUCACACGAUGGGGGAUUCUUCAAUAGACUGGAAGAUGAUGUUCAUAAGAUUCUGAUUAGAGAAAAAAGGAGAGAACAACUCACAGAGCACAACGGAACAGAUAACUCUCCCGCUCCAGAGCACAACCAGGCAAAAUAUAAAGAAGUAAAAGCAAGAAAUGGACAAUUACUGAAAAUGCUUCAGGAGGGAGAGAUGAAAGAUAAGGCCGAGAUACUUCUGCAAGUGGAUGAGUCUCAGAGCAUCAAGAACGAGCUGACGGUCCAGGUGUCUUCACUUCAUGCCGCACUGGAACAAGAAAGAUCUAAAGUGAAAGUAUUACAGGCAGAAUUAGCCAAAUACCAGGGAGGCAGAAAGGGGAAAAGGAACUUCGAGCCUGACCAUUGCAGGUGAUCGUAGCCUCGGAGGCCAGCACAGAAUUCUUUCACACUUUUGCAGAAAUGUGUAUAUUUAAUGCUGUGCGACUGCUAAACUGCAGGUUUUUGUUGAAGGAACUAAAAGCAACUAGUUCACUCAUAGUCUACAGUUUUAUGUUCUUUUGGCUUAAAGUUAAAAGAAAAUACAGAAUACCAGCAGAACUUGAUUAUUGUUUUCUGUCUAAACUUCUUAUGACUUUAGUUUUUCAUCAGUCAAUAAAAUUAAUUUACUCUUCCACGAA
Messenger RNA from Mus caroli (Ryukyu mouse), 1412 nucleotides. It is a transcript of the gene Gkap1, whose product is annotated as G kinase anchoring protein 1. The record is from RefSeq and is a predicted model, not a curated record. Gene Ontology annotation, cellular component: Golgi apparatus. Lineage: Eukaryota; Metazoa; Chordata; Mammalia; Rodentia; Muridae. Gene Ontology annotation, biological process: signal transduction.